UUGCAGACGAGAAGAACAUCCUGCACAUCAUGGUGAAGGUGGUGAAGGGCCACCGGCCCGCGCUGCCGCCCGUCUGCCGGCCCCGGCCCCGCGCCUGCCGGAGCCUCAUCCGCCUCAUGCAGCGGUGCUGGCACGAGGACCCGCGGGCCCGGCCCACCUUCCAGGAAAUCACCUCCGAGACCGAGGAGCUGUGCGAGAGGCCCGACGACGAGCUGGGAGACGCGGCGCCCGCGCCUGCCGGGAAGGCCCCCGUGGAUCCCGCCGGCCAGGCGGCGCCCGCGUCCACGCAGCUCCAGCGCGCCUCCGCCCCCGCCUUCGACAAGGACUGCAGCCUCUCGGAGCUGCUGUCGCAGCUGGACUCCGGCAUCUCGCAGACGCCCCAGGGCCCCGAGCAGCUCAGCCGCAGCUCCUCCGAGUCCAAGCUCCCGGCGUGCGGCAGCGGCAAGCGGCUCUCGGGCGUGUCCUCCGUGGACUCGGCCUUCUCCUCCAGGGGCUCGCUGUCGCUGUCUUUCGAGCGGGAGCCUUCCACGGGCGACCUGGGCGCCACGGACGUGCAGAAGAGGAAGCUGGUGGACGCCGUGGUGUCCGGGGACACGAGCAAGCUGAUGAAGGUGCUGCAGCCGCAGGACGUGGACCUGGUGCUGGACGGCGGCGCCAGCCUGCUGCACCUGGCCGUGGAGGCCGGCCGGGAGGAGUGCGUCAAGUGGCUGCUGCUCAACAACGCGAACCCCAACCUGACGAACAGCAAGGGCGCCACGCCGCUGCACGUGGCCGUGGAGCGGCGCGUGCGGGGCGUGGUGGAGCUGCUGCUGGCCCGCAAGAGCAGCGUCAACGCCAAGGACGAGGACCAGUGGACGGCGCUGCACUUCGCCGCGCAGAACGGGGACGCGGGCAGCGCGCGGCUGCUGCUGGAGAGGAGCGCCUCGGCCAGCGAGGUGGACUUCGAGGGCCGCACGCCGCUGCACGUGGCCUGCCAGCACGGCCAGGAGGACAUCGUGCGCAUCCUGCUGCGGCGCGGCGUGGACGGGGCCCUGCAGGGCAAGGACGCGUGGGUGCCGCUGCACUACGCCGCCUGGCAGGGCCACCUGUCCAUCGUCCGGCUGCUGGCCAAGCAGCCCGGGGUGAGCGUGAACGCCCAGACGCUGGACGGGAGGACGCCGCUGCACCUGGCCGCCCAGCGGGGGCACUACCGCGUGGCCCGCGUCCUGCUGGACCUCCACUCCGACGUCAACGUGUGCAGCCUGCGGGCGCAGACGCCCCUGCACGUGGCGGCCGAGACCGGGCACACGAGCACCGCCAGGCUGCUCCUGCACCGCGGCGCCAGCAGGGAGGCCGUGACCGCCGAGGGCUGCACCGCCCUGCACCUGGCGGCCCGCGGCGGACACCUGGCCACGGUCAGGCUGCUGGUGGAGGAGAAGGCCGACGUGCUGGCCCGCGGGCCCCUGAGCCAGACGGCGCUGCACCUGGCCGCCGCGCACGGGCACUCGGAGGUGGUGGAGGAGCUGGCGAGCGCCGAGCUCAUCGACCUGGCCGACGCGCAGGGCCUCAGCGCCCUGCACCUGGCCGCCCAGGGCAGGCACGCUCAGACCGUGGAGACGCUGCUCAGGCACGGCGCCCACAUCAACCUGCAGAGCCUCAAGUCCCAGGGCGGCCACGGCCCCGCGGCCACGAUCCUGCGGCGCAGCAAGACCUAGCCCGCUGCCCGGGAGGCUGGGGUCUGUGUGGGCCUCUUGUCCUGUGGUCGUGAGCAGACCUAGCCCGCUGCCCAGGAGGCUGGGGGUCUGUGCGGGCCUCUUGUCCUGUGGUCGUGAGCCGCGUGGGGGCCGGAAGGUGCCGGGCUGGGCGCUCGGCUUGCCCUGCUGUGGCUUUGCCAGAACAUGGACCUAGCGCACGGCGAGGGGCGUGGGCGCUGGCCGGGGGCGCGUUGACCAAAGCCAGCCGGGACACUUGUGGCCACGGACCCACCUGCCCGUCAGGGUGCCUGGGGUCGGAGGACGAUGGGUCCCAAUGGUUUCCUGCUGGCGCGGCCCUGGGGUGGCCGCCCCAGCGCCCGAGGGGAGCCGCCUCCCACUGCCCACCGUGAGGGAAGAGGUGUGGGAAGAACUGUCUCGGAAGGUUCCUGGUUUACGGAAUCCCUUGGAGUAGGGGACCAGAGAGCAGCUGUCGCCGGAUACCCGGAUGACACUGGUUCCCAUCGCCCGGGGGUAUCGCCAUGCGGGACGAAGCACCAGGGCUGACCUUAAAGCCGUCUGCCCGAUCGCCCACCCCGUGGUGAGUCCACUUGCUGUGGGUCAUUUCCUGUCACCUGAAACAGCUUUGGACCCCGGGACCACGUGUGGGAUUCGCUGAAGGCUCCCGUGCAGCCUGGGCCCUGGACCGAGAGCCGUGUGCUCAGCUGGGCGCCCUCUCAUCCGCCGUCUUCUAGUGCUUGAUCUGUGGCCAAGUGGGGGCCUGGAUGGAGGGGGAGGGGGGCCUGGAUGAAGGGGGAGGGAGCCCGGAUGGAGGGGGAGGGACUGCUUUCUGACCCACUUUGCCAACAGCUGUCCCGUGCAUCCUGGCCGGGCAGGUGGGGCGUGGCCCGAGGCACCCGGGAGCCGGGCGGAGUGGGAGAUGGGGCCGAGUCUCUUGGCCGUGCAGUCACACGGGGCCUCCUGACCACGUACUCGGGCCAGUGCUCUGCAGGACGUGGCCUGGUGCGUGGCACAGAGAAAGGUGCUGUGGAUGCUCUCGUGAGCCCGUGGGCGGGGCUGUGCGUCCCUGCAACAGGAAGUCCCCGCCCCGUGCAGCCUCGCGAGGCCAGACAGCACUCUGAAAGAUGUCAAUAAAGCUAAGGACUGGUCUGUUGUUUUGAA
Molecule: messenger RNA, 2852 nt
Organism: Oryctolagus cuniculus (rabbit)
Lineage: Eukaryota; Metazoa; Chordata; Mammalia; Lagomorpha; Leporidae
Source: RefSeq, a predicted model, not a curated record